Molecule: messenger RNA, 1053 nt
Organism: Vicia faba (fava bean)
Lineage: Eukaryota; Viridiplantae; Streptophyta; Magnoliopsida; Fabales; Fabaceae
Source: the annotation of a GenBank genome assembly
AUGGAGCUUACCACUGUGAAAUCUGAACUGAGUCCAAGAAGUCAUAGAAUUCUCAUGCUGGAUAAUGAUUCUAUUCCAAGUACUAAAUGUGUAAAAAGGCGAAGAAGAGAUACGUCGGUGUUAGGAGGGAAUGAACAACGAAGUGAUGUAUCAGAAAUACAGCAGCCAUUGAGUGGUCAAUCCACUGCAACAACUGUGAAGAGAAGCUCAAAGUUUAGGGGUGUUAGUAGACAUAGAUGGACCGGAAGGUAUGAAGCUCAUUUAUGGGAUAAAGGGACAUGGAAUCCUACUCAAAAGAAAAAAGGAAAGCAAGGUGCUUAUAAUGAUGAAGAAGCUGCUGCUAGAGCUUAUGAUUUGGCUGCACUCAAGUAUUGGGGAACAUCGACUUUUACAAAUUUUCCUGUACCGGACUACGAGAAAGAAAUUGAGGUAAUGAUAAAUAUGAGCAAAGAAGAGUAUCUUGCUUCUUUGAGAAGGAGGAGCAGUGGUUUUUCCAGAGGUGUAUCAAAAUAUAGAGGAGUAGCAAGACACCAUCACAAUGGAAGAUGGGAAGCAAGAAUUGGAAGAGUUUUUGGCAACAAGUAUCUCUACCUUGGGACUUAUGGUACACAAGAAGAGGCGGCUCGCGCGUAUGAUAUUGCGGCCAUUGAGUAUCGAGGCAUAAAUGCAGUGACAAACUUUGACUUAAGCACUUACAUCAGAUGGUUACGACCAGGACCACAAGAACAAAAGCCAAGCACAGAACCUCAAGUACCAUUUGCAGUCUCUAACUCAAUCCAAAUAAGUGGAAACAUCGAUGCGUCCAACUCAAUCGUCAAUCCAAAAAAGCUUUUGCAAGUUGAAAUUACAAAGAAGCAAAAGUUUUCGAACUCUAUGAUCCCUUUAAGUCCUUGCAAUAAGCCAUCUUCACCAACAGCAUUAGGACUUCUCCUAAAAUCUUCGAUGUUUAAAGAUAGAUUACCAAACUUGGUGUCAUCAGAAGAGAGGUCAUUGCCAAUGUAUCAUGGAACUAAGCAAUCGUUAUGGAGUAGUGCUUCCAACAUUUCUAACUGA